Molecule: messenger RNA, 2042 nt
Organism: Lolium perenne
Lineage: Eukaryota; Viridiplantae; Streptophyta; Magnoliopsida; Poales; Poaceae
Source: RefSeq, a predicted model, not a curated record
GAAGGAACGGGGUAAAUUUCCUGGGAAUUCACAUGUGAGUACUGUAUGCUACUGCCGCAUGCUUUCCCCCUCCCUCCACCACUUCUAUUAUUUCUACACUCGGCAGCAUAUAUUUGGAGGACUUUCUAUGAUACAUGCUAGCUUUGUGUUAUGGUUUGCAUGGUGCAGCAGAUAUGACGAGGAACAAAAUGCAUGUUGUCGAAUCCAACGAAGAAUAUUUGGUCGAGGAACAGAUCCAGCAACAAAAUUGUGUUGAACAAGUUCAAGAAUCAUCUGAUCAUCAAGUUAUAACAAGUAACGAUGAAGAAGGCUCUACAGAUUGUGAUGAUGAUGAUGAUGAUGCUGAUAACGACGAAGGAACAAAAGGGCGUAAGAAGAGAAAGCUUAAAUAUAUUUGGAACCUUCCUGUUGGAAAAAGGAUUGUGGUUAAGUGCAAUGAUUUAGAUCAGCCAAUUGGGAAAGAAGCUAAACAUCUUGGAAACUUUCUUGGCACGAUAGCUAGGAAUGGAUCUUUGUGUAGCUUGUCCUACAAGGAUUGGAGAUUGUUGAUAGGAGAAAAAGAUAAAGAAACUAAUGUAAGGAUAAACUUAAAGGCUAUACUUGAUCAAGUAAAGAUGAGGUUUCUUUAUCCUUCACGAUUGGAACCAUACAUAUUAAAAACAAUUAGAGACCGAUGGAGGCAACAUAAGUCAGACAUGAAAGCACUAUACUUUAAUGAGAAGAAGAGCAUUGAAGCAAAUUACAACAAUGGUCCAAAUUGUGUGAGUCCAGAUCAGUGGAGAGCUCUAGUGAAUAAUUGGACAAGCCAGAAAGCAAAGGAUAUAAGUGCUCAAAAUAGGGAAAACUGUGGGAAGAGGAAGUCCACACAUACCGCUGGAACAAAGAGUUUUUCUCGAAAUAGGGAAGAAUUGAGAGAACAAGAUCCUGAGAAGAAGUACCCUCAUAGGGCUGUCUUGUACAUCCAUACACACAAGCCUGUAAGGAAGGAUAACAAGAAAAUUAAUGCACACGUGGCAAGGUUGAAAGGUAUCUUAGAGGAGCAACCAGAGUUAGCAGAUACCAGCCAAGGAAAGACUGCUUGGAAAGGAGAUGCAUUGAAUAUAGUCUUGGGAGAUGAGAAGUCUGGUCAUGUACAUGGUUUGGGACUAGUUCCUAAUCCAAACAAAGUUCUUGAUGUGUCAACUUCCCGUCGCUUCCAGAAUAUACAAUUUACUUCAUUGGAGGAUAUACCAAAUGAAGCUAUGCUAUCUCUUAGGGUUGAGAUGGAAAAAAUAGGACAGUAUGUGAAGAAUCAAGGUGCUGAAUUGCUGGAACUAAAAGAGAAGAUAAUAGAGUUGGAAAGAGAACCGAAUCAGAGAAGUUUGGAAAUUAUGGAGCUAAAAGAGAAGAUAAGAGAGUUGGAAAGAGAACCGAAUCAGACAAGUUUGAAUCUUGUGCCUACUCUUCGAGAUGAUCCUCCUGUAGAUGGACAUAAUUCCAAGAGGAAAAGAGUAUAUGGCGCUUCUCCUAGUAAACAACUCCCAAUGGUUGAGGAACCAAAUAAUUUGAUGGUCAAGCAGAGUGGUUUCCCUGGUCUGGACUCGCAAUCAUCAAUCAAGCAGGCUACUCAAGAUAAGGCAGGCACUAAAGUAUUCUUGAAGAGCCUAUCAAGCGGAAACAAGGAUGUUGCUCUUGCUACAAUUGUAAGCAACGAUCCGAAAUAUAAACUUGAUGGUGCUGAAAUAACAAACCAAUUUUGGGCAGUACAUGUCAUUGCUGCACUUGUGAAAACCGAAGAGUUGGUACGGAAGCGAAAAAAUUGUACCACUCUUGGUAACGCAGAAGGAACAAAAAUUGCAUGGCCUUCAACCUUUAUUCAAAAGAUAAAUGGAUGAUAAUAUGGGUGACUAGUUGAAUGGGAGGAGGAACAAUGAUGUUGCGGCUGGAUAAUCCAUUUCACAUCUACGCAUCUUUAGUUAUUUCGUGGGAGAAAAGUGAUGUUGUAAACAUAAUAUUUAUAUAUGUACCACGUGGAUGGUGUUCCUCUUGUAAUGCUACCAUUU